AUGCUGUCGUCAGCGCAAAGGUACUAUGGUAUUGAUGCUUUUCGGAAUGUUGACCUCACACCUCUACCAGUGCCAGCAGCGCCUGCUGGUGUGGAGGAGCUGUCAGCGCGGUUGCGAACAGUUGUCAUUGACAGCCUGGUAGAUGCGCGAUAUCAAUUUGUCUUGGUUCCUCGAGGUGUGAUGAUUUUUGGUCUGGUGAAAUAUCAGCCGCUGCGAAUUGCCGCCUACAACUAUGACUAUCCGUUCUGGGGACACGUUUUCGGCUGGUUUCUCUCGUUGUCGUCGAUGCUCUGCAUACCCGGAUAUGCAAUUUAUGCUUGGGUCACGACUGAUGGGACGCUUUCGGAGAAAUUCAAAAUUCUCUGCCGCCCGGACAUUGAAAUUGAAAAGGCAAAUCAGCAGGAUGGGCAUGACGACACAGAAUUGCAUGACUUCCAUCAAUUACUAUGA
Messenger RNA from Cylicostephanus goldi, 450 nucleotides. The record is from the annotation of a GenBank genome assembly. NCBI's taxonomy places the organism in Eukaryota, Metazoa, Nematoda, Chromadorea, Rhabditida, Strongylidae.